This is a messenger RNA of Haliotis rubra (blacklip abalone), 1746 nucleotides long. RefSeq lists its product as uncharacterized. The record is from RefSeq and is a predicted model, not a curated record. The transcript has 7 exons. NCBI's taxonomy places the organism in Eukaryota, Metazoa, Mollusca, Gastropoda, Lepetellida, Haliotidae. The coding region runs from base 278 to 1045 and encodes 255 amino acids.
UCACGCUUCUCCGCGCACUUUCUGAGAGGCGAGGUACCCAAACUAUUUGCUCAGUCGAGCGUACGGAGGUUUCGAGGUAUAGGGGCAGGGGCCUGGCGGGUUCACGCAGAAAGGAAUUUGCCGGAACAGGGGAAGGAACGUACACCGGUCUUCUCACCCAGGGUAGACAAGGACCAACUUGUGUAUGGCAGAUUUGUGAGUCAUCGACAGUGAAAGGCUACAUCCAUGUUGAAGUCAAGACAAUAUUUCUGAGUUUGUGCGGACAGUUAAACCGAAUAUGGCGAUUAUCAGGUCGUUUCUCUGCUGGGCAAACACCCGUACUGGGAGUGCAGUGAGUGGAUAUUACAGUCUGGUGAUAUCUGUGAUGUGUUUGGCCUUUUACUUGUUCCGAUACAUCGGCCUUGAUGCAAUAAGUGCUUCCAUGGAAUUUCGAGGCAUUGUGUAUGCCGGAUUCGUCCUGUAUUCUCUGAUGAUCGCAGUCUCCCUGGUCCUGCUACCAGGAGUGUAUAUGGACAAAAAGUACCUGUUGUUGCCAUGGAUAUACGUGUUGGUGGUAACGGUGUUGUAUGAGACGGGAGCCAUUGCUCUCCUAACAACGGUACACUUAGAGAAUGAAAAGACUCUGCAAACGUGGGAGAUUAUAUCUGUAUGUUUUUACUGCUUCCGCCUGGUUGCAAAUUGUUACUGUUUUGCUUGUGUGGUGUCCCAAUAUCAGGAACUCUCUGAAGGGAGAGGAACGUAUGAUUUUCUGUACAAACCACGGUCUCGGAGGAUGCGUCGGUAUUUCUCAGCAUCUGAUUUAGACACCUACAGCCCACCAUACGGCGUGCAACUGCCACCCUAUAUGGAAGACGACCCACGUAAAGACUGCAGUCCUCCAGACUAUGAACAGAUAGAAAUAAAUGAGCACGAUACAACCGAUAUGUUCUGUACGUUAGCAUCAGCAGCUGCACAUAGACAUAACGAUUCCGAAAACCCAGAAGACUUGCAGGAAAACAGAACUGGUGUGACAUUUCAAAGAACUACCUAUGUGACCUGGAUAUGAAAAUGUGAUGUGUGAAAUGUCAGAGAACUUCUAUACUAUGCAAAUAAGAAAGGAUCGUGUUGCCGUUGGCGUUGUUAUUGACGCCAGUGAAACUUCCGUCCUUGAACUAUGUGUUCGCGCGGACGUCCGAGAAAACAAUGCAGCGGCGUGCAAUGUGAUUGGUCAAAACUUGACAAAGAAAAACUUGUAUAUAAUGUGUGUUUGCAUGUGUGAGUGAUACAAAAAUGCAUUUGAACGUUUCAUUGAUUUAUCAUCUCGAAAGUCGAACAAAAUAAAACUUGAUGACUGCGGAACAGGAUCCACUAUAUAUACAGAUAUUGGAGAAACAAAGGGUUUGAAUACAAGGAUAAAUAGUGCUAACGUUUUAAGUUAUAAAUCUACCGCAGAACGCUGCAGAUUGUCUUACGGAUACCGAAGAAUUGUAAUAAUAUUUAUAAGGAACUCUAACCAGGCCAUUGGAGUAAAUGUUGAUUAUUCCUGCAACAGUUUUGAUGCAGCAAUGUGAUGUUUUGAUAUUCAGGUUGUAUUUUCCUACCACACUUUCCAUUACCUCAUUUACAUGUGUUCAGGCCGAGGACAUUUGUGCGCUACAUUGCCAUUAUAGAUAUACAGCAAGUGUAGACUGAUCUUUGUGGUUUCAUGUUCUCCUGUACAUACAUAUUGGCAUUCGUCUCAGUGAGUGCAAUAAACUAUUUUUGAAA